AUGAAUAGGUCAGCACACCCACCACCAGCACCUGUUCAGCAUGCUCCACCACCCAUGGCAGUGCAGGCACAACCCCAGCAGCCUUCCAUGUUCAAGCAAAUGGCCGCCACUGCUGGAGGAGUAGCUGUUGGAUCUGCUGUGGGCCAUGUGGUUGGACACGCCCUCACAGGGGCAUUCUCUGGGGGUGGUUCCAGUCCUGCCGCCACCCCCACUCAAGUGGCUCCACCUACUCCCGUGUCUAGUUCCUCGGUUUCUCCGCAAGAUGGCCUAAUGAGCAGCCCGUGUGCUGCCGAAAUCCGAAAUUUUCUGGAGUGCGCCCAGAACCAGUCGGACUUGACACUCUGUAGCGGGUUCAACGAAGUUCUAAAGCAGUGCAAAAUGAGCAACACUGGAGAGACAGUAGAUGGAGCCACAAGCGGAUAUGAUCUGAAUGCUCACGGGCAGAACCUCAGUGCGCAGUGGAAUAAUGCUGAAAAUGUUGAAGGUCAUGUUCUGGCAGCUAAUGGCGGAUAUUUCCAGACAGAUCAGCGAAAUCUCUCCAACAACGCGGUGGAACCGGAAAGACAUCCUUGCCCUCCGAAUCCAACCCCGGAUUCAGCUGCUCCAGAAUUCAGCACGAAGCCCAGUUCGGGCACCGACAACCCCGACGACACUGCGCACCCGGAGCCCGGUCAGAACUGCAGUCAGGGCACUCUGAACCCUGAUGGCGAAUUCCAGGGCGAAGCUGAUGCCAUUCCUGCACACCAAACACCACCGGUUCCAGCACCACCUGUGCCUCAGCAAGGUGCUCCAGCAGCAGCAGCAGUGAGUGUGCUCCAGGAAGAAGCUGCUGCUGCUUUCCAGCGCCUGCGCAGGGAAAAGGAGAAGGAGCUGAGCAACAUACAAUCAGAGUACAUGAAGAGGCUGCGGGAAGCUGAGAGGGACUUUGCCAAAAUCAACCAACUCCGCGAAGAAGAGUACAAUUCGGCGAUUGCAGAAACUUCCAAGCUGUUUCUAGACCCGCCGAAAAUGGUCUGCGAAGAACUAAGGAAUGCUGUCCAGCAAUGCUACUCGGACUCUAGCAGUGCUCCUUUGAAUUGUUUCAAAAUUGUCCAAGACUUUUUCAGCUGUGUGUCUGUGGAACGUGGUCUCGUUGUUCGUGGCCGACAAUGAAAAAAUAUAUUUUUUUUCUGUCCAUUUGAA
This is a messenger RNA of Notodromas monacha, 1182 nucleotides long. NCBI's taxonomy places the organism in Eukaryota, Metazoa, Arthropoda, Ostracoda, Podocopida, Cyprididae. The record is from the annotation of a GenBank genome assembly.